AUGGUCGUGGGCGAGAGCGGCACGGGCAAGACGACGCUCAUCAAUACGCUCUUCCGCACGGACCUCGCACCGGGCAUCGACUACGCCCAGCGCUACACCGCCCACCUCGACAAGACCGUGGAGGUCGACGUGAUCCGCGCGGAGCUCGAGGAGAAGCAGUUCCGCGUCAAUCUGACGGUCAUCGACACGCCCGGCUUUGGUGACUACGUGAACAACCGCGACUGCUGGUCGCCGCUCGUCGACUUUAUUGACGACCAGCACGAGUCGUACAUGCGCCAGGAGCAGCAGCCGGUGCGCCAGAACAUUCGCGACCCCCGCGUGCACGCGUGCUUGUACUUUAUUGCCCCGACUGGCCACACGCUCAAGCCGCUCGACAUUGAGGUGAUGAAGCGCCUCUCGUCGCGCGUGAACCUGAUUCCCGUUGUGGCCAAGGCCGAUACACUCACGCCGAACGACCUCGCGCGGUUCAAGGAUCGCAUCCGCGACGUGAUCCACACGCACAGCAUCCGUGUGUUCGCGCCGCCGCUCGACGCAAUCGACGAGGCGAGCGCGGACCACGCGCGCUCGCUCAUGGCGUCGAUGCCGUUCAGCAUCAUCGGCAGCACCAAGGACGUGCGCACGCGCGACGGGCGCACGGUGCGCGGCCGCGAGUACGUGUGGGGUGUGGCCGAAGUCGAGAACGAGAACCACUGCGACUUUAAGAAGCUCCGCUCGCUGCUCAUCCGCACGCACAUGCUCGACCUCAUCUCGAACACGGAGGAGCUGCACUAUGAAGCCUACCGCCAGGCGCAGAUGGAGACGCGCAAGUACGGUGAGCCCAAAGUCAAGAAGGUCGAGAACCCCCGCUUCAAGGAGGAGGAAGAGGCCCUGCGGCGCAAGUUCACAGAUCAGGUCAAGCUCGAGGAGGGCCGCUUCCGCCAGUGGGAGCAGCACCUCAUCGCCGAGCGCGACCGCCUCAACAAGGACCUCGAGAUGACGCACGGCGCGAUCAAGCAGCUCGAGGCGGAAAUCGAGUCGAUGCAGAUGUCUGCGCGUGCGCAAAGGAGGUGA
Messenger RNA from Malassezia sympodialis ATCC 42132, 1050 nucleotides. It is a transcript of the gene CDC12, whose product is annotated as septin CDC12. NCBI's taxonomy places the organism in Eukaryota, Fungi, Basidiomycota, Malasseziomycetes, Malasseziales, Malasseziaceae. Gene Ontology annotation, molecular function: GTP binding. The record is from RefSeq and is a predicted model, not a curated record.